Cavia porcellus (domestic guinea pig) is the source of this 3913-nucleotide messenger RNA. It is a transcript of the gene Diras2, whose product is annotated as DIRAS family GTPase 2. The transcript has 2 exons. Gene Ontology annotation, cellular component: plasma membrane. The record is from RefSeq and is a predicted model, not a curated record. Gene Ontology annotation, molecular function: GTPase activity; GTP binding; GDP binding. The coding region runs from base 591 to 1190 and encodes 199 amino acids. Gene Ontology annotation, biological process: signal transduction. NCBI's taxonomy places the organism in Eukaryota, Metazoa, Chordata, Mammalia, Rodentia, Caviidae.
UCCGCGUCCGCAUUCUCGCGGGUGGGCAGGUGGGCGCGGGCCAGCCUCGCGCGAAGGUGCGGGAGAAGACCUCGGCGCCUGGCUCGGGACUGGGCUCCCUUUCCCCCGGCAGCUGCGAGCAGCAAGCGGCGCGGCUCGGAGGGUCGGUGCCUCGGUGGACGUGGACAUAGGUCUGCGGAGAGAGUCCGCAGUGCGCGGCGCCCCCCGCUCGCCCUCGGUCUCCAGGCGUCUCCGCCUCGCCGUGGGUUCGGGGCAGGGGCCGUGCCCGCUCUCCGCGCUCCUUACCCUUUCAGCUUGGAUUCGCUUCUCGGGGCCCCAGCGGCUCCAGCUCGAAGCUAGACCGGCUGUGCGUCCCCGCGUGGAGGGCGCAGUGUGGCGCACCGCGGCGGGAUCGGUCCGGCGCCGUGACACAGCCUGCGGCCCCGAGGAAUUUCACACCGCGGCCCUGGAUGUCUUUCCCGGCUGCUGCGAGGACCCAGCCUAGCACAUUGGAACUUUUCUGGGUCAGCUUUAAACAUCACUUUGAUAACGUUAUUAUUGCUUAGGGAUAUUUUUUUAGGCAUCUCCCUGUGGAUCCCUGAGCCCUCACCAUGCCUGAGCAGAGCAACGACUACAGGGUGGCCGUGUUCGGCGCAGGGGGCGUGGGCAAGAGCUCCCUGGUCCUGAGGUUCGUGAAGGGCACCUUCCGGGAGAGCUACAUCCCCACGGUGGAGGACACCUACCGGCAGGUGAUCAGCUGCGACAAGAGCAUCUGCACGCUGCAGAUCACCGACACCACGGGCAGCCACCAGUUCCCAGCCAUGCAGCGGCUGUCCAUCUCCAAGGGCCACGCCUUCAUCCUCGUCUACUCCAUCACCAGCCGGCAGUCGCUGGAGGAGCUCAAGCCCAUCUACGAGCAGAUCUGUGAGAUCAAAGGGGACGUGGACAGCAUCCCCAUCAUGCUGGUGGGCAACAAGUGUGAUGAGAGCCCCAGCCGCGAGGUGCAGAGCAGCGAGGCCGAGGCGCUGGCGCGCUCCUGGAAGUGUGCCUUCAUGGAGACCUCGGCCAAGCUCAAUCACAAUGUGAAGGAGCUCUUCCAGGAGCUGCUCAACCUGGAGAAGCGCAGGACCGUGAGCCUCCAGAUAGAUGGCAAGAAGAGCAAGCAGCAGAAGAGGAAGGAGAAGCUGAAAGGCAAGUGUGUGGUCAUGUGAGGGCCCGGCCAGGCCCAGCCCCGGGGCGGCUUCCUCUAGCCGCACCCCUCUCCUGCACCCUCCCCUCCCCUUCCGGGCAGCAUGUCUGAGGCCCACAUGUGACACACUGCAUCUGCCCACAUACCCUCAUGUCCCUCCCUGCCAGUGUGGUCUAUGCUGCUCCACCAUCGGCCGCCCCCCUCGGAGCCACGGACCUGCCCGGUGGCAGAAAGGAAAUCCUGCAGCCGCACAGGCCAGCUGAGGUGCCAGCCACUGUGCUCGUAGGCAGCUUGGCCCUUAGGAGGCAGGAGGACCGGAUCCUGAGGAAGAAGGAUAAGUGGAGAGGACACAUAUCAUCUACAUGUGUGUUGAAGUGUGUUAACCCUGAGCUACGGGUGCCAACCUGACACCAGGCGUCUAUCCUUGCCCAGAAGCCGGUUUCACCUCAGGGCAUGGGUGGCAAGAAGACCACUGUCCCGCUCGGACACAGUGGUUCCUUUCCACAGGUUUUUAAGUGGCCCCCAAGGAUGCCUGCACCCUGUCCAGUCCCCUGCCCUGCCCUCAGGGCGUGGCUCACCUGCUGUGGCUCUAGUUAGCACCACCUUGUUAGCUGAGGAGAGCACUUCCUUCCCGUGCCAUGGGGAGUACCCUGGUGUCAGCAGUCCUUCCGUGUUUGGGCAAGGGUGUCGUGACAGUCUCACAACUCGCAAUAACGUUCCUGUGUUACACUGAGGGGUUAGAAAUGCGACGUUCCUUUCCUUUGGUCUGGGAGGGCGACAUCUGCCAGCCCUCAGAUUUUUAAAUAAAAGCCAAUAAAAUAGCUAUUUUUAAACUUUCUUCCCCUUCUCAGACAGACUUCUUCUCUUAAAUAACUUGGUCAGUACCCCGCUGGGCAGCAGAGGCACCCCAUAACCAGAAGCACAUCCAUUUUUCUAAAUGACAACACGCAUCCGUGCCACACUCUGCACCUCACGGAAACACUUUGAAACUGUGGCGUUGGCUGUGGUUUUGAUGAUCUGGGUCCAUGGAAAUUCUCUCCUGGAGUGCACCGAGUUACCCAGCAGUCAGUUCUCUCGCAGACUCUUGGCUGAGAGCUGUUCGGUGUGGUGUUCACCUGAGAACCAUUUUCCUUCUAAUGAUUGGGCACACGUGCUUAGCUCUUCAGACCGAGCCCCAGCCCCUGCUGGCUCCCACGCACGGUAUGGCUGAUGGCGGUGACUGCACCGGCCCUGGCACUGUCCCGGUGGAGCCCCUCCCUCGACAUUCUGCUCAGCUCCCCUCUUGCACCACCUCUCCGCCCCUGAUGUGUGCUGUGUGGGCACCCAGCAUCUCUCAGCUCCCCUUCGGCCCUGUAGGACAGCCACUUCCCAGCUGUGCAGGAAAGGGAUAUUGGCAGGGGGGAAGGAUGGGCAGGCAUGGAGCCUGUGGGCACUCUCUCCAGAUUCCCCAGGACCGUUCAGUGGGAUCCAGCAGUCGGCUUCUCUCUCCUUAUUCGUCGUGUUGUUUCCACUUCUGUCUCAGAGGCGAUCCGUCUAUCAUUUCGGUGUGAACAGAACCUCAUGGCCAACAUGGGGUGCAGAGAUUCUGGAGGGUUCUCUGCUGACCACAAGCUCCAGUCUGCCCCUCUGCCUGUGAGGCUUGCACAUGAGCGCUUGCUACUGAGCACCCCUCCCCGCUGAUCGUGGCUCAGGAGCCAAGGUCUCCUCAGCCUUUUGAAGGCAGUUACCCAUAUGUAACCAUUCAGGGCUUUGUCAGUAGGAGAGGGUAAUACUGAGAGUCAGGGCUUGUUCAGGACGAAUUUUGUUCCUUCACAUUUCAUGCGUGAAUUUAGAGGAUAGCAAAGCUGGCGAGACCUCCACUCCGGGGCUUCACUUGGAGCUCACUCCUUGUGACCUGGAUGGAGGACCUCAGUGGCUCUCACCUCAUUUUCUAGGGCCCCCAGCUGAGUUGGGGCUGAAGGGGUUGGAGUGUAGAGCUGGGUCAGAUGACUUUCAGCAUCAGUUCGGUUCUGGCCCAAGUACAUAGCGUGAGUUCUUGAAGACAUAGUCUGCACUGCACACAAGUGCAGAGGUUUUGGACCCAGGCAGAGUAAGUUGAUUUGAGGGUGGUGCUGUGGGAUUAAGCACGGGCUCUGGCAGGUCGCUCUGUUCCCACUGUCCUUUCCACCCUGCGACAAGCCAUGGGCCUGCAGUCAAUGCAGCAAGACCCACAUAAGAGCAAUAUCGAAUUGUUCAUUAUAUCUAAAAUUAUAUAUAUUAUAUAAUUUAUCUUCCUGCAUUUUUGAAGUAUAAAGUAGCAAAUUGUACAUAUCUGUAAGCUAGCAUAUUUGUCUCACUGUUUGUAAUAUUUAAGAACUGCUCACUUUGUAGAACAAAAAAAAUGUAUUAAAUAUUUUUAAAAACUGCUCUGUGAUACUUUUCCUCCCAGAUUUGUAGAGUGUUACUCCUGUGUGAGCUCUCUGGAAAUCCCCCCCUCCCUUGUUGGUCACAUGUAAAUCCUUGAAGAUAUAUUCUGGAGUUGAGUGGCCUGGAAGCCUGUGUGUAGACAAAGUAUUUGCAGAGCAUGACUUUUGUAUAUGUGGGAUAUCAACAUGUAUAUAUUUAAGGUAUAUCUAUUGUUACAAUUCCAUUCUCUAUUAUAUUUUAUUUACUUUCCUGUUACAAAAAGCAUCCUUGCGUGUGAGUUACCAGUUGCAGUGAUGUCUGAAAAUGAUGGCCCAUGUUACAAUAAAGCUCAGUUGUGGA